CUACAAAAUCCCCAAACUCUCCUUUAUGCCUUUUCUUCUCUGUUGUGCUGUUUGUUACUCCUCAACAUUCCCUGACUCUUCUCGCACCUCGGCAUCUCGGCAUCAUACGAGUAUCACCCUCUAUCUACCAUGCGCUUCUCCCUAGCAAGGGAAAGUUGGUUCCUCGUUGCCUGUAUUGGGGCCAUUGUCAACCUGAACGCUGCCGCUGCGAGCGUGUUGGAAGUGGACCUGGUUUUCCCGCGCAACGAAACAUAUGCGCCCACCACCUGGUUUCCCGUCGUUUUUGCCUUCCAGAAUGCCGAGCGUGCGCGACUUCUCAACCCUCAUAUCUCCUACACUAUACGGAACUGGGACAACAUGCUUGGGAACGACGGCGCCAGCUUCUCCCACGACUUGCGAUUAGCAAACUGGUCUAGUCAUGACCCCUACUUUGUAUGCAACUACUUUCAUGAUGUCUUCGCGAAGGAGGGCCGUUGGUGGCUGACCUGGCAUGUGACUUGGGAAAGUUGCAAUGAGGUCGCCUUUUCCGCCGGGCUGAGCCGUGACAUGAUCCGCAACUCCUCGAGUUGGUCUGUCCUCUUCACCACCGACAAUUCUGCGCCAGAAAUCGAUCUUGUUGCUGUCACAAACAACAAAACCUGCCCCGCAGAACUAGGGGUUGCGAUCAACGUUACGGACAGAACCAUGGCAGUUCCUUUUGGGGUGGACUGGUCUGGCGGCGACACAUGUGCAGUGGUGGCGUCCUCCACCCCGACGCCCACCGCAAAUCCUAGUCAGGUUAAGGUCGACUCCGUUGUUGUUGCAAGCAUGUCUGCCUCCUUGGCGGCCACCUUGUGCAGGGGCAUAGACGCACCAGCUAAUUGUACAAAUGACGAUGAGAGUGUCGCCCAGCAACUCGUUGUUCCUGGCGUAUCUGUUGUCGGCAUAUCCUGCGUGCUAGCUGCAUUUGGAGCGUUUAUUUUUUUCUAAUGUGAAUAUAUUUGUG
Molecule: messenger RNA, 985 nt
Organism: Pseudogymnoascus verrucosus
Lineage: Eukaryota; Fungi; Ascomycota; Leotiomycetes; Thelebolales; Thelebolaceae
Exons: 1
Coding region: 130-969 (279 amino acids)
Source: RefSeq, a predicted model, not a curated record